AUGUGCUCGUCUUACCUCUUUCACGGCCAGACCGUUCGAGCAUUCUCAACGACGCCCGUCUCCCAGCUCAGGGACUUCUUUCCUGCCAAGGACACCCCUCACAUCAAGAAGACGCCGCCGGCAUGGCCCCAUCCCGGCUUCACGAUCGAGGAGCUCCAGCAGGUAACGCCCUCGCAUCGUCCGCCGCGUGGCUUCGGCGACUGGGCUGCGUGGAAGAUUGUGCGGCUGGCGAGAUACUUUAUGGACAAGGCCACGGGCAUGGACCGCGAGCAGCAGGUGGAUAAGAAGCAUCCGACAACCUCCGUCAAGGCGGAGAAGCCACUUACAGAGGCCCAAUGGCUCGUCCGAUUCGUCUUCCUCGAAAGCAUUGCCGGUGUCCCAGGGAUGGUGGGCGGCAUGCUCCGCCAUCUUAGCAGCCUCCGGUACAUGAAGCGCGACAAUGGCUGGAUCGAGACGCUCCUCGAGGAGAGUUACAACGAGCGCAUGCACCUGCUGACGUUCAUGACCAUGUGCGAGCCCGGCUGGUUCAUGAAGCUCAUGAUCAUCGGCGCCCAGGGAGUCUUCUUCAACAGCCUCUUCGUGGCCUAUCUGCUGCACCCCAAGAUUGUCCACCGGUUCGUCGGAUAUUUGGAGGAGGAGGCGGUGCACACGUACACUCGAGCAAUUCUCGAGAUUGAAGAGGGCCAUCUGCCCAAGUGGAGCAAUCCCAACUUUCGCAUUCCUGAUAUUGCCGUCCAGUACUGGCGCAUGCCUGAAGAGCACCGGACGAUGAAGGACCUGAUCAUGUAUAUCCGAGCCGACGAGGCCAGCCACAGAGGCGUCAAUCACACGCUGGGCAACCUCAACCAGAAGGAGGAUCCGAACCCCUUUGUCAGCACAUUCAAGGACAGGGACGUUCCGAAGCCAUGCCUGAAGCCCGAAGGCUACGAGCGAGAGGAGGUCAUCUGA
Messenger RNA from Trichoderma reesei QM6a, 948 nucleotides. RefSeq lists its product as uncharacterized. Gene Ontology annotation, molecular function: alternative oxidase activity. The record is from RefSeq and is a predicted model, not a curated record. Gene Ontology annotation, biological process: alternative respiration. NCBI's taxonomy places the organism in Eukaryota, Fungi, Ascomycota, Sordariomycetes, Hypocreales, Hypocreaceae. The coding region runs from base 1 to 948 and encodes 315 amino acids. Gene Ontology annotation, cellular component: mitochondrion. The transcript has 3 exons.